GCAGCGGAGCGGAGCAGAUGACAGAGACACACAUCAGCUAAAAUGAGGAGAUUUUAGCUCAAUGUUUCCCCGCACUGGAUGUUUAAAACGUGGAUGUUUAAAGACUGACCCUCCUCGUCUGCCGUAGAUCAGUUCUGACUUUAUUCUAUCAAUGAGAGAUAUGUGGAGAGGCUCUACCGCCCGGUGGUAACGCAGAAAAACACAAGAUGAAGAAGCAGUUCAACCGAAUGAGACAGCUCGCCAACCAAACAGUGGGCAGGGCUGAAAAAACAGAAGUAUUAAGUGACGACCUACUACAGGUGGAGAAACGUCUGGAGCUGGUCAAGCAGGUUUCCCACGGGACACACAAGAAGUUGACCGCCUGUCUGCAGGGCCAGCAAGGUGUGGAAGUGGACAAGAAGUCUGUCAGGUCGCCCUCGAAGAAGCUUCCUCUAACAACACUAGCACAAUGUAUGGUAGAGGGGGCGGCUGUGCUCGGGGACGAGUCUCUACUAGGGAAGAUGCUGAAGCUCUGCGGCGAGACGCAGGACAAACUCGCUCACGAGCUCAUCUUGUUCGAGCUCACCAUCGAGCGGGACGUCGUGGAGCCUCUGUACGACCUCGCAGAGGUGGAAAUCCCAAAUAUCCAGAAACAAAGGAAACAUUUAGCGAAGCUGGUCCUGGACAUGGACUCAGCUCGCACACGGUAUUAUCAGUCCAACAAGUCUUCAGGACUGUCCAGCACCCUGCAGCCAACAGGAGCCAAGGCCGACCACCUCAGGGAAGAGAUGGAGGAGGCAGCCAACCGCAUGGAGAUCUGUCGAGAUCAGCUAUCGGCAGACAUGUACAGUUUUGUGGCCAAAGAAAUUGACUAUUCAAGCUACUUCCAGACACUGAUAGAAGUCCAGGCAGAGUACCACAGGAAGUCAUUAGAGCUGCUUCAGAGCGUGUUGCCCCAGAUCAAAGCUCAUCAGGAGACCUGGGUGGAGAAGCCAUGCUAUGGGAAAUCAUUAGAGGAGCACUUAGCACUCAGCGGGAGAGAUAUUGCGUUCCCCAUCGAGGCCUGUGUCACGAUGCUGCUGGAGUGUGGCAUGCAGGAGGAGGGUUUGUUCAGAAUCGCUCCUUCGGCCUCCAAACUGAAGAAACUGAAGGCGUCUUUGGACUGCGGUGUGUUGGAUGUUCAGGAGUACUCUGCAGACCCUCACGCCAUCGCAGGUGCUUUGAAGUCCUACCUGCGGGAGCUUCCUGAGCCGUUAAUGACAUACGAGCUCUACAACGACUGGAUCCAGGCCUCCAACAUUCAAGAUCAAGACAAGAGACUGCAGGCUCUCCUCAACGCCUGUGAGAAGCUCCCCCCAGCCAACAACAACAACUUUAAGUAUUUGAUCAAAUUCCUCUCUAAACUGACUGACGACCAGGAUCUGAACAAGAUGACGCCUGGAAACAUUGCCAUUGUCCUCGGACCAAACCUGCUGUGGAUGCACAACGAAGGUAACGUCACAGAGAUGAUGACCACAGUUUCACUGCAGAUCGUCGGCAUCAUCGAGCCCAUCAUCCAGCACGCCGACUGGUUCUUCCCUGGAGAAAUCGAGUUCAACGUCACAGGGAACUAUGGAAGCCCGGUCCACACCAACCACAACGCCAACUACAGCUUGAUGCCGUCCCCGGACAUGGAUCAGAUGGAGCGGAAGCAGAACGACCAGAGUCGACGGCCGCUGAGCGUCGCCACAGACAACAUGAUGCUGGAGUUCUACAAGAAGGACGGCAGCAUUAGGAAGAUACAAAGCAUGGGUGUCAGGGUGAUGGACACUACUUGGGUGUCGCGCAGGGGCUCGUCUUCUACGCGUAAAUCCUCUUCCACGCCACCGAGCGUGCAUCCCCCUGUCCCGCUCACUGACGCUCUCAUGCCCGAGCAGCCUGCUGGGGAUUUCUCUGCCUCCCCCUCCCCAACCCCUCCUCCCACUAACAGCGACCGAGCCAGCUCAGAUGAUGCAUCCUCCAAUUGGUCGGACACCGGUUACGCCUACCCCUCCCCUGAGGAGGAGAGGCCGCCUCCCCCUUACCCCUCUUCCUCCUCUUCCUCCUCCUCUUCCUCUUGCUCUUCUUACUCGCUCCCUCACCACCAUUACUACACCCGAGCACCCCCGGGUAUGCGUCCCGUCGCUCCCAAUCCCGACUCCGUGCCCCCCGGCCCGUCCCCUCCCUCUCGCCGCUGUGGCUACAGCCCACCCCCGCUCCCCCACUCCCUCUGCCCGUCCCCUCAGCCGCUUGACGUCAACUCCAACCCCAAACCCAAUUCCUUGCACCUGCCCAAACAGGCCUCACUGCCCGACGCUUCGCAUGCGACCUUGUCCGAAACGAAUGGCUCCACCCUUUACAUCAAACCCCCGCUCGUUCUUACUCGUCACGAUCUUUUCCUGGGCUCCCCCAAACCCCCCAACACCCCCCUAUCCGCUCCCCCUCCAUGGGCAGCCUGUGCCUGUAGCCGGGAGAGAGGAGCCAAGCUGACUAGUACUCUAAAGAACAAGGAGCUGUCUCCAGUGAUCGGACAGAAGGGACUCCACGGGACGAUGACCUCUAGUGGAUCUGAUCACAGCCCCCUCACCCUGAGGAGAGCAAAGAAGCUGGCCCCGAUCCCACCUAAAGUCCCAUACUGCCAGUCAGGAGCCAUGUCCGACCAGUCGACAGGUCAGCCGUCUCCAGUGAGCCUGUCGCCCACUCCUCCCAGCACCCCCUCCCCGUACAGCUUCAGCUACCCGCAGGGUUACGCCACCAUUAGCUCCCCGGGACAGAUCCAGAUGGCCACCACCCCGUCUCUCUCCUCUCCACCCUCGCUGGCCGGGACUCUCACCAAGGCCAGGCCGACCCCCAAGCCGCCACGGCAGAGGCCCAGCUUACCUCCUCCUCAGCCCCCCAGCACGCCCGGCACCAGCCCCCAGCCUCUGGAUCAUUCGACAGGCCUCCUGGAUGGUUUGUCUCCGGGGGAAAGCAUGUCCACAGAUUGUCUCUGCAACUUGGACAUUCCCAUCAUUGACCUGGACCUGGACUGUAUUUUUGACUUGCCCCACAUCUCCCCCUUCAGGAACUCAGUGGCACUGCUUGAAUCGACCAACUACAGAGCGGAGUCGGAGGAAGAGUCUGAGAGCACAGUGCUAUGAUGCCACUGAGUCCCCCCUUCCCCUCUCCCUCCCUCCUCCAGCUGAUGAAACACAAGCUACUGCUGCACCGUCUCCCCCCCCCCCACACACACACUCAUACAUUGACCUUUCACCUCUGCAGCUGGAUUACUUCAGCCUCACUCUGGAUGUCAUCGUCACGGCUCAUCUGAACUCCAGAGGGGUAAAAACUUUGAGAAAAUAACAAAAAAUACUCAUCUAAAAGAAAUCACGACCACAUGAGGCGUUAGCGACAAUGUUGUCAGGGGACUUUUGAUCAGACACACACUUUGACAUUUUAUGUCGGCUGUUCUUUUUAUUUAAUUUAAUGUUUUAUGUUUUUUUCUGCCUUAUUUGAUUCACUUGCAAUAUUGCCUUUAACUUCACACACGAGACUGGAGACAGGCAUCACGUAAUAACACAUUAUGUAAUAACACCGCAUUAUAUAAUAACUGGACUAAAUGUAAUGUUCACUUCAUUAUGUAAUAACGGCCACAUUUUGUAAUAAACAGCCUGAACACAAUAUGUCAUUAUUUUCCCUGCAUUUCCUAAUAAAUUGUUACAAAUUGCAGUGGUUAUUACAAAAUGUGGGAGUUGAUCUUUAAAGGAAAAUGUAAUGAUACAUGCAUUAUGUAAUACCAACCAAAAUGGAUGUCUUCAUUCAUAAAGAUCCUUAUAGCAUUAUAACAACAAUAUUUAUGUUAUGCAUACUGACUCACUGACAAAGAUACAAUUACUUCAGUAGAUUAUCUUCCAGUGUCACUGUAUUCCUCGGCCUGCCUAAGAAUAUAUUACGUAACGCAUGUAUUAUUACAUUUUCAUAAAUAUAAUUGCAACUCCCGCAUUUUGUAAUUAGCACUUCAUUAUGUAAUUAUUUUGAGUUCAGGCUGUUUAUAACAAAAUGCAGCUGUUUAUCACUAAUUGAUAUACAUAAUCAAGUGAUAACGUAUUACAUUUUGUGGAGUUAUUACAUAAUGUGUUGUUACAAGGCUGCUAGGAGGAACGAGUGCUCUCUGCUGCUGCUACUUCUCAUGAGUGAAUUUUAAGAAGCACUGUACAUCUGUCCUGCCAACACGUUCUUCUUCUGUUAAUCUCCCAUCUCAAGUUCCUCCUUCAUUCCUCAGGGUAUCAGUUGAAAUGCCUCGCUCUGGCAAAGUGGAGGCAACAACCCCUGAAUUUCUGUCCCGCCUGAGCGUUCACUGUGAGUGUGCCAGUAUGUCGUUUUGGAAAGUGUGUGUGUGUGUGUAUGUGUUUAUAUGUGUUUGGUAAAUGUACUGUAUGAUGUUGCAUUUUGGUGUCGUGGCACAUAAACAGGAAUGCAUAUUUUAGAGAUUUAGGAAAAUAACUACCAGGCUGCAAAGAGGUUAAACGCCCAAUCACACUUUUCCCUGUAUUUACAUCAAUCACUGAAUAUUUAUUGUUUAUAUUGUACAUUUACAGAAUAUAUGAUACAAUUAACAUUAUAAAUCAUAUUGGAUCAUAUUUUGUAUCUACAGGAAAGCUAUAGAGACACCAUUUCCUCAAGGUAGAAUACAGCAGAUGCUGUCAGGGAGCUAUUAGACAUAUGAGAUAUAUACAGAUACAAAAGUAAAGGGUUGGGAUGGCUUUUGCAAACAAGCUGGGAAAUGAAAAACUCCAUGUGAUUACACAGAAUUAUUUUGGCAGCAAGCAACGUUGCGUGGGAUUUUUCAUUUUUCCAUGUCGAGUAAUUUCAGUUUCAAGAACAUGGAGUUGAAUCCACAGAGAGUCCAUGAUGCCUGGAGUGUGCCACCAGGACAUUUGCUCAAAUGAAUAACUAUUAAGCUGUUAGCUGUUAUUUAUUGGCAGGACUGGCCAAUCACAGCUCCUGCUGCUGCUCUGUGGGUUUGACUUUCUUCAAAGGAGCCCUGUGGAGCUUUCUUGUAAAUGAACACAAGUUAUGUUAUUCUACACCUUUGCUUUCGAGGGCUCAUUGUUAUGCUUCCUCUCACAUUACUACCACUAACUUUGGAUCAGUGGAAUAGCUCGGAAAAUCGGCAGCAGGCUGUAAUUCUUGUCACGCCUAACUUGCAUCACUUGUGGUUACGUUCCUUGUUGUGCAAAUUAGGGCUGAACAAUUAAUCAUAGCUUUAUAGAAAUCAAAUGAAUUGUGAGAUGGAAUAUGAUCAGAAUUAGUGAAAUAACAAAAUACUAAAUUAAAAAGCCUUUUUAGAAUGUAUUUUAUUUUAUUUAAAAACAUUUUUUUAUUUGGAAUUAAACAUAUAGGAGCUUGGGAGGAAGUGAAACAAGCUAUAAACACAACACUGACGUAUCACCUUUCACAGUUGAUAACAGCUGCUUAUUGACACCUAUAGCAGUCACAGAGCAACAUGAUCUUUCACACGAUGCUCCGGUGGCACACUUCAGGCUCCAUAUGUGACGACCUGUUCCAAACAUCUUGGGAAUCGUUUCCAGCCCUGCUGUACGUAUGUUCAGCUGAGAAAGGCACACGAUGUGGUCCUCCUGCCAGAGCUCUAAUAACAGCCUAUCAUAUCAUAACAACUGAAAACAGUCACACUCCCAGAAAAAAAGGAUGCUAUUUUUGUCAACAACAAAAAAGCAGCAGCCUCGGUGGCAAAACCAGCACUCUUUUCUGUCUGGCAGUGCACUUUCAGUUUCAGCCACCUUCCCACAACCCUGUCUGAGGAUGCUGAUAUUUUUGGUCUAUAUAAGUGAACCAGAGGAAAGAGCAAAGAUAUGUGUAUAUGUGUUUAUUUUAAUGAGAGUAUUUAUACAGAUAUAUUUCUGAAUACUUUUUACUAGGUCUAAAGAGUUGUGAUUGUUUCCACUACACAUGAAUCUCAUCUGAGCAUUGAAAAAAAGAAAAUUCAAACGCGGGACCAGGAUUACCCUGCUGUCGCAUCGAAACCUUUUCAGGAAUCAUGAGGUUUAAGAGAAAACUUGAAAAUCAACAAAACUGGAGUAACAAGGUUUGCAUACGACAGCAGCCGUUCGUUAUUUGCCUUGUGGUGGGGUUUCGUUGUGACCUAUCCAGAUUUGAAAGACUUUCCAUUUCGUCCUGAGAACAUCCACUACACAUGGCCACUGUGCUGCUCUGCCACGCUCUUUCUUUAAAAUGCGAUAUUAUUCACAGGACUUUUGUAAAUAAUGAGCCUCUGAACAUACAUGUUGUGUAUAUAGCUGCAGGGGAGACAUAUAUAUAUAUAUAUAUAAAAAAUACUGUAUUGAAAAAUAUAAAUGACGAUGUGCAUUAUAAUAUUAUACUGUACAUAUAAUAUUACAAUGUUGCUGGUUCGAGCACAAUAACAUCAAAACUUUACUGACGUAGGCUCAAGGUUAAAUAUAGUUUGUAGAUUUUCUAAAUAAAAACAGCUGAUAGUGCUUGUGUUGCAGAAUAAGAAAUAACCUCUUGAACCCUGAUUUAAGCUUUUCAGUUUAAUAACAUUAAAUAUUAUUGCAUUAGAAAUUCUGUAUGUGCUUGUUCCAACACGUCAUUGCAGCUACAUGAUGCUACAAAAUGUUUCAGCAGUGCAACCUGGCGUAUUUGAUUUUUCUGAAAAUGUUGGGAUCUUGUUUAGAAUUUAAAAUAAUGUCCUGUGGGCUUACACAAUGUUUGUCCAAACAACCUGCAGCUGUAGCGAUGGAUUAAUGACAGGAUCCAGCAGGGUUCAAGAGGUUAGCAGAGACUCUGCAUGAAACUGCUGCAUCGCUGUCUUAGUUUGACAGCAGAUGACAAAUCUCCUUAGUUCCACAACUUGACUAACAACAUAGAUCUACACAGUGAUUGUCCCCCAUAUAAGAUAUAAGAUAGAUGUUAAAGAAUGAAAAAACAUGCAAAAAAUGUUUUCACAAGCAGAGAAAAUACAGGACAUUUUGGACGUUUUCUAUAAUUAAGGGCUGGGACUAACGGUUAUUUGUAUUAUCAAUACAAUCUGCUGAUUAUUUUCUUAAUCGUUCGGUCUAUAUAUAGCGUGAGGAAAUGUCUGCCAUUUUUGCUUUAAUCAAUUAUUGAAGUUUCUUAUUAAUUUUCUGUCAAUCAAAUAAUCUAUUAAUCUACUAAAUGUUUCAGCUCUUCUACAAGUCAUAGCAAUUAUUCAAUGAGAUCAAUACAGCAUGAAAUCCCCAGUAUUUAUAAUUUGAAUAUUUAAAGAAAAACAUAAUGCUGACCACAAAACUGUUUUUUAUUUCUAAAGUUAUUGUUGCAAUUUGACUGUGCUGAAGUGAAUGGUCUGUCCCGUCUUUGUCUGGAGUUGUGCGUUACACUGUGCUGCUCUUCGUUUUGUACUAAAGGUUUUCAGAUUAAGGCUUGUACAUACAGUAAUCAUCAAACACAACUUUAUUAACAAUAACCCUGUCGAGCAGAGACAGUCGGGAGACAGUUUCCAGUAUUACAGCUUUUGCAAGCAUGCCCUUUGAGCACUAAAAUACGACGGCCUUUUUUCUACAUGAAUAGGUGGAAUGUAUUGGUGAUAGACGAUGUUCACCUCAGAGGUCGUGAAAAAGGCGGAUUGUGUGUGUUGUGGACAUAGUUUCAGGUAAACGAGGGUGGUGGGGUGUUUGAUAAAAAGUGUGUUAUGAUCAAUUUUGGGGAGGGAGUGUGUGUGUGUGGGUGGGUGGGGGGGGGGGGGGGGGUGUUUGAUUUGACAUUGUCCUGUAUAAAACUCAGCAGCAUGCUUUUUUAACCAUGCCUGUGAAAUAUGUCUCAUCUUUGGUCCUAUAUAAAUGUGCUUGUAUUUAUUUUUUAUAAGUGGAUAGACCGACCUUUAUAAAAGAAGAAGAAUUGAGUGCUGCCCUCGACCUUUUUUAGUCAAACUCUCCAUCGACUCUGCCAACAGUUAGUUUGAAACGCUCAUGAUUUACUGUUUUCCCCAUGUAUCUUCUGUGUUCCAUUAAAACAGUCACCCUUUUUAUUUAUAGCAAAUAUGAAAAGCACAUCUGGCAGAACAGAGAUCACUGUCCGGAAAUCAAUCAGCUAACAUUAUUGGAGAGGAGACUGUGUCCAGAAAACUGCGCUUUUAAAGGACUAAACGCGUUCCUGUGACUUUACACUGAAAUCAUACAGCAAGCAAGAAAAAAACGUGCUGCAUUUGUUUUUACUCGUACAGUUUGUAGAUUACACUGUGGUGCAUGCAGCCAUUGCAAGAACAUCUCCAAUCAUCUUUUCGUUUUCUUUUUUUAAGUUCCAAGUAAUGGGGGCCAAAAUAAAAAGGGAACACACGAGUGAUCAAGGAAUCUGUUUCGACUUAAAAGUUCUUUGUGUCAAACUGUAGUGACGCUAUGGACUCUUUAAAGUUUGGAGUGAAGAGGAAAUGCCUUUUCUUUGACGUGCUAUCUCCCGGUCACCAAGUGGAACACAGUGUACAGUAUGAUAGAAAUAAAAUUAACCUUAUCCGAAUGUUGAAACUAUUAAAAAAUGUUUUUAUAUUA
This is a messenger RNA of Cottoperca gobio, 8540 nucleotides long. RefSeq names its product rho GTPase-activating protein 44-like. The record is from RefSeq and is a predicted model, not a curated record. NCBI's taxonomy places the organism in Eukaryota, Metazoa, Chordata, Actinopteri, Perciformes, Bovichtidae. The transcript is spliced from 22 exons. Gene Ontology annotation, cellular component: cytoplasm; postsynaptic density; presynaptic active zone. Gene Ontology annotation, biological process: signal transduction; neurotransmitter receptor transport, endosome to postsynaptic membrane; regulation of dendritic spine morphogenesis. The coding region runs from base 207 to 3137 and encodes 976 amino acids. Gene Ontology annotation, molecular function: GTPase activator activity; protein binding.